UUCAAGGUAAGAACCGACCACCCGACCAGGGUUUUUGCUGGCUUACUCGGCGGCGUACCCAAUCGCGAGCGCUGUUCAGAGAGAGAGAGAGAGCGCGCGCGCGCGCGAGAAAGAGGGAGGGAGAUGACGCAAUGCUUCGAUGCGGGGCUGUCGACCCGGAAAUGUCGAGAACGGGAGCUCUACGCCAUACCUAUCUCUUCCAGCUGGUUUAAGUGGGACGAGAUCCACGAGUCAGAGAGGAGGUCGCUGCCGGAGUUUUUUGAAGGGGGAUCCUACUCGCGGAGUCCUAGGGUUUACAAGGAGUACCGGGAUUUCAUUAUCAAUAAGUACCGCGAAGACCCCUCUAAACGUCUUACAUUUACGGACGUUCGCAAGUGUGUUGUGGGCGACGUCGGCAGUCUCCGGAAGGUCUUUCUUUUCUUGGAGAAAUGGGGGUUGAUCAAUUUUAGUGUGUCCGACGGGAAGCAGCAGUCGGAGGAAGAUGAUGGCCCGGUUGUUAUCGUGGAGGUUGGUCCCGCAGCGGGAGUGCGGGUGGUGUCUGGAUCGUCUAGUUCUUCAUCUUCUUUUGUUGACUCAGCGCAAGCUGGGGGAGAGAGCGCUUUCAGGCUGCCGCCCCUCACUUCUUAUUCUGAUGCUUUUGGGGAAUGGAAGCCUGGUAGUGGCCUUAUAUGCGGGUUCUGUGGAGGUCACUAUCGUUCUGGAUUGAAUGAAUCAUUGAACGCUGGUAUUGCGAUGUGUUCAAAAUGCUUGCAUAAGUACACAGGAAAUGGGAAAAUUGAAGAUGAUUUGACGCCGAAUGAUCAUGUUGAUGUAAAAGAUCAAUCUUCCGCCACCUGUUGGACGGACACAGAGACUCUACUUCUUCUUGAAGCUGUUCUGAAGCAUGGAGAUGAUUGGGAUCUUAUUGCUCAACAUGUUCGAACUAAGAAUAAACUUGACUGUAUUUCCAGGCUAAUACAUCUGCCUUUUGGUGAUCAUAUGUUGGGAACUAUUAGUACAAAAUCAAACAACGCAAACUUAAUCACACCAUUGGUGGAGUAUAAGCCUAGCUUGCAGGUUUUAAAUGAUAAUCCCCAGGAGUUCACAGAAACAAAUGGUGAUCAACAGGUUGAAAUUAACAAGGUAGAGGGGAUAGAGACAGCUAGCCAAGAUCAUUCUGUGAAGCGAAGAUGCUUUCCACCUUUCACUGAUACUACAAACUCAUUUAUGAAGCAGGUAGCAUCCUUCUCUACAGUUUGUGGCCCGCAUGUUGCUGCUGUUGCCCUGGAUGCUGCAAUCAAGGCAUUGUGCCAAGAGAACCCAUGUGCCAAGAUGGCAUUUGAAACUAAUGCAGAUAAAAUGGUUAAGCCUGUGUCGCCUCCAUAUAAAAAUGAAUUCAAGGGUGACAUAAAGUUUGAAGAUGGGGAUGCUAAGAGAAAUAAGCAAUCAGCUUAUGUCUCUGAGAAGAGCUUCGGUGCGACGACCUUCCAAGUUAGAGCAGCCAUUGCGACAUCUCUGGCUGCAGCAGCUGCUCGUGCAAAGCUUGCAGCAGACCAAGAAGAGAGGGAGAUGGAACUUCUUAUGGCAUCAAUAAUUCAAGCGCAGCUGAAGAAGUUGCAGUACAAGAUGAAGCAUUUGAUGGAGAUUGAGCUGAUAAUGGAGAAAGAGUUGAGUUACGUGCAGCAAAUGAAGGAAUUCGUAAUGGAGGAAUGGGUGAAUCUACUGGAGAAAUUAUUUGAGGCUGGAAUACCCCGGUGGCGUGACCAAGUAUUUCCUAAGACCUUAGUGCACACCUUCCCCUUAUAAUUAAUAUUUAUCCCAUGCCUGUUUCCAUGUCAAUUAUUUAUGCGAAUUUUUUACUAAGUUAUUAUUAUUUUUUUGCAUAAUCA
Dendrobium catenatum is the source of this 1868-nucleotide messenger RNA. Its product is annotated as SWI/SNF complex subunit SWI3A. The transcript is spliced from 7 exons. The record is from RefSeq and is a predicted model, not a curated record. Lineage: Eukaryota; Viridiplantae; Streptophyta; Magnoliopsida; Asparagales; Orchidaceae. The coding region runs from base 124 to 1785 and encodes 553 amino acids. Gene Ontology annotation, molecular function: protein binding.